GUGUUCAAAUGUGUGAAGGAAACAGACCUGGUCAUCAUCCACUCCAACAAGCUGAACCUCACCAAAUUCGAUGGGUUCCUCGCCAAGUUGACGGGCCUAAAUGGAGCAACUGCACCAAACCUGAAGACAACAUGGUUGGAAAUUCCCACCCAAUAUUUGGUGUUGCAGCUCAGCGGUCCUCUGAAGGUCGGCGACUCGUACGAACUCUUCACGGAUUUCGUUGGAGAACUGGCCGACGACCUGGGCGGAUUCUACAGGAGCGUUUACGUUGAGGAUAACCAGGAAAAAGUUCUUGCCACGACUCAGAUGCAGCCGACGGACGCCAGGAAAGCAUUCCCCUGUUUCGACGAGCCCGCGAUGAAAGCUGUCUUCCAGCUGACGCUCCUCCACCCCGCGGGCACCGUCGCUCUCUCCAACUCCCUCAACCACGAACCUGUUAACACCACUUUGGAUGGAGAGAUUUGGACCAUGACUAGUUUUCAUCCCACAAAGAUCAUGUCCACCUACCUGCUGGCUUUUGUCGUGUGUGAAUUUACUUUCAUCACAAACGAACCAGUCGGCGGUCCCAAACCAGAAACCUUGAUCAGGAUCUGGGCUCGCAGGAAGGCCAUCGAGGCCGGACAGGGAGACUACGCCCUGGAGAAGACUGGACCCAUACUGCAGUUCUUUGAGGACUACUACAAGUCUCCUUAUCCUCUCGAAAAGUCAGACCAGAUCGCUCUGCCGGACUUCGGCGCUGGAGCCAUGGAGAACUGGGGUCUGAUCACCUACAGAGAGACCGCCCUGCUGUUCAACCCUGACGUCUCGUCCAACGGAGACAAGGAGUGGGUGGCAACCGUCAUCGCUCAUGAACUCGCUCACAUG
This is a messenger RNA of Notothenia coriiceps (black rockcod), 864 nucleotides long. Its product is annotated as aminopeptidase N-like. The annotation marks the transcript as partial. The transcript is spliced from 5 exons. The record is from RefSeq and is a predicted model, not a curated record. Gene Ontology annotation, biological process: peptide catabolic process; proteolysis. Gene Ontology annotation, molecular function: metalloaminopeptidase activity; zinc ion binding; peptide binding. Gene Ontology annotation, cellular component: cytoplasm; plasma membrane. NCBI's taxonomy places the organism in Eukaryota, Metazoa, Chordata, Actinopteri, Perciformes, Nototheniidae.